AUGGCUCAGUCGACAGCCCACCGCCGUCUCCUUCAGGAGUACAAGAUGCUGACUAACAACCCUCCCGAUGGCAUCACGGCUGGUCCAGUGAAUGAAGAUGAUAUGCUUGUCUGGGAAGCCCUGAUCCAAGGCCCCGAGGGCACUCCCUUCGAAGGCGGCAUCUUCCCUGCUGAGCUCAAGUUCCCCAAAGACUAUCCGUUAGCACCGCCCAAGAUGACCUUCUUGGGAGAGAUCUUCCACCCCAAUGUCUACCCAACCGGCCUAGUCUGCAUCUCCAUCCUGCACCCGCCCGGCGACGACCCGAACCACUACGAGCACGCCUCCGAGCGAUGGAGCCCGAUCCAGUCCGUCGAGAAGAUCCUCAUCUCCGUCAUGAGCAUGCUCGCCGAGCCCAACGACGAGAGCCCGGCCAACGUCGAGGCCGCUAAGAUGUGGCGAGAUCGGCGGCCCGAGUACGAGAAGAAGGUCCGAGACGGCGUCCGUCGCAUGCUGGGUCUCUAG
Hypoxylon fragiforme is the source of this 501-nucleotide messenger RNA. Its product is annotated as ubiquitin-conjugating enzyme/RWD-like protein. NCBI's taxonomy places the organism in Eukaryota, Fungi, Ascomycota, Sordariomycetes, Xylariales, Hypoxylaceae. The record is from RefSeq and is a predicted model, not a curated record. Gene Ontology annotation, cellular component: endoplasmic reticulum; cytosol. The transcript is spliced from 2 exons. Bases 1 to 501 code for a protein of 166 amino acids.